UUUCGUGACCACUCAAUAGAUUUUAUAACAAUUUAUAAAGACGCAGUGCCUCAUAUGAGUAUGAGCGCGUAUGUGCAGAUUGGUUGUGUAAUAUAUUUUCUGUUGACGAAACACACCAUCUCAUGGAGUUUGCUGGGCAUCUACGGUUUUUUUGAAAAUGCAGUCUUUGUUUUGGCUCAAAUGGAAUUUUCAAGCCCGACCAUUCAUCAGUUCAAGCAGUGUAGCGUAGCCAUGGUAGUGACUGUAUCUGCUUGUUGUCAACUAAACGAAAAGGGAAGACGAAUUUCCUUUAAAUGGCCGACAUUAAAUUCCCCAUUAUUGUAUAACAAUCUUUGUUUGUACCCACACUCAGCUGUUACCAUGUAUGUGCAUAGUGUUUCUACUGCAUCCAUUCCAGUAUCAAGCCUGAAAUCAGGCGCUUUAUAUUUUAAUGAAACAAAUCCAGUUGCAGCAGAUUCCAGUGUUUAUGCUCGGCUGUUGCAGGGAUGUAUACACCAGAAAGCGCUGCAACAAGGCAGGCUAGUUCAUGGUCUCAUAAUCACUACUGGCUUUGAUGUAGACAUUGCUUUAGGGAGCAGGUUGAUUAAUAUGUACCUGAAGUGCGGAAGUUUGGAGGAUGCACGCAAAGUGUUCGACAAAAUGUCCGAGCGAGACGUGGUUGCUUGGACUACCAUCAUUACAGGAUACGUUCACAAUGGACCUCCCACGCAAGCUCUGCAACUUUUUCUUGAAAUGCAAGAAGCCGGAGUCAUACCCAAUCAUUUUACAUACUCGACUAUUGUUAGUGCGUUGUCUAGUUUGGAACAUGCCAAAUGGGUUCAUGGGAAAGUUAUCAAAAGUGGUUAUAUGUCGAAUGUUUUUAUUGGAAGUGCUCUUGUUGAUCUGUAUGCUAAAUACAAUGCCAUAGAAUGUGCACACAAAGUGUUUGACAAAAUGUCGGAACGAGAUUUAGUUCUCUGGAAUACAGUUAUUAAUGGGUAUGCUUGCCUUGGACAUUGCGAGAUGGCUUUGAAGCUCUUCUGUUCAAUGAAAGAUGAGGGCACCGAUCCUGAUCACUUCACAUUCUCGAUUCUUCUCCGAUUGUGUGCCACUCUAUCAGUUCUGGAACAUGGCAAGCAAUUUCAUGUCCAUGCCAUCAAGAGUGGGCACGAGUUUGAUGCAUUUGUGGCAAGUGCCCUUGUUGAUAUGUAUGGUAAGUGCGGAAGCAUGUCAGAUGCACGGAAAGUAUUUGAUGAAGCUCCUCAACGUGAUACCGUAUCAUGGAAUUCAAUUAUUGCAGGAUGUGUUCAGCAUGGUUGUAGCACAGAGGCUAUACAGUUUUUUGAGCGGAUGCAGCGCGAAGGUGUAAAACCUAGCAGCGUCACCUUCCUCUGUGUUCUCUCUGCAUGCAAUUAUUUAGGUUUAGUGGACGAGGGUUAUAGGUACUUUAAUUCCAUGACUAGAGACUAUGGGAUUGUUCCUGAAGCAAACCACUAUGCUUGCAUGGUUGAUGUACUUUGCCACGCUGGUCUUCUUGACGAAGCCCAUGAUUUUAUUCAAAAAAUGCCUUUGAAACCCAAUUCUUUGGUUUGGAGUUCCUUGCUCGGGGGCUGCAGAAUUCAUGGAAAUAUAAAGUUAGGUGAACAUGCUGCAGAGAAAAUUCUGGAAUUGAAACCAGAAGAUGCCUCUGCUUACGUUUUGUUGUCUAACAUUUAUGCCGCAGGUGGCAGGUGGGAUGAUGUAGCGAAGAUGAGAAAAUUGAUGAAAGAAAGAGGGGUAGUAAAAGAACCUGGACUCAGUUGGAUUGAGGUCAGAAAUAAGGUGCAUACAUUUUCUGUGAGAGAUAGGUCACAUCCUCAAACAGAGGAAAUCUAUACAAAGCUGGAGGAAUUGUUGAAGCAGAUGAAGGAUGAUGGUUAUGUGCCAGAUACAAACUUUGUGCUGCAUGAUGUAGAAGAGGAACAGAAGGAAAAGUUUUUGCAUCAUCACAGUGAGAGAUUGGCAAUUGCUUUUGGGCUAAUCAGUAAAACCCCAACACAACCAAUUAGAAUAUUCAAGAAUCUUCGCAUCUGUGGUGACUGUCACACUGCCGCCAAGUUCAUUUCCAAGAUAGCAGGGCGUCAAAUUGUUGUGAGGGAUGCGAAUCGUUUCCAUUGUUUCACCAAUGGAAUUUGUUCUUGUGGGGAUUAUUGGUGAUUUAAGAAAAAAGAUUUACAAACUUGAAACCUUCAGCAUCAACAUUCGUCUGGUAGCUGACAAUAAGGUGCGAUUAUAGUUUCUAAUUAUGAUUUCCAUUUUCAUUGAGAUUCUUUGAAGCAAAUUACCAUAUUCACUCAAUUGUAAAUAUCAAGCAAGUACGAUCUUCUUGUAAAUGUCGAACAAGGAAAUGGCACCAAAUAGAAUUCAAAACUACAGUUAUGGUUUGGUAGAGGCCAAAGCCAUAUUUACAAAACAAAAGCCAAAAACACCACAUACAGGGCAGGCACCAUCUUGAAUUACAGUAACAUACACACUCCAAAUUACCCAGAA
This is a messenger RNA of Cryptomeria japonica (Japanese cedar), 2508 nucleotides long. Its product is annotated as pentatricopeptide repeat-containing protein At3g24000, mitochondrial. Gene Ontology annotation, molecular function: protein binding; zinc ion binding; RNA binding. Gene Ontology annotation, biological process: RNA modification. NCBI's taxonomy places the organism in Eukaryota, Viridiplantae, Streptophyta, Pinopsida, Cupressales, Cupressaceae. Bases 55 to 2175 code for a protein of 706 amino acids. The record is from RefSeq and is a predicted model, not a curated record. The transcript has a single exon.